GUCUUGAACGUGACACAGUUAUUCAGUUGUGUCGCUAACGUAAAAGGAGCUAGGUGCAGUCACGUUUUGUGCUAGUCGCAAAAGGCAUCAUUUAUAAGAUUUAGAAUAUUCGUAAUGGAUCAGAUAAUCGAAAAUCCAAUGGAAGAGGCGAUCGAAAUCGUCGAAAAAAUGGACGAGCCUAAUGUACUCGCAGCAGACGCAAUCGAUGCGUGUGCAAGUCCAACAGACGUUAAGAUAACUGUAUGCGUACAAAAAGGAGAUAUUCCGUUGGAAUCACUUGGCACUUCAGACGAACAGGAUUCAACGUCUGAUCAUGAAGAUACAACAACAUCCGCCUCACCGAAGCGUCGUCAUCUGCCGAAAGGCAUCGUGUCCAGCGCGCUGGACAUCUCCCUGCUGACGGCCAAUGCUAACCAGUUGCGUCUUCUGCUAACGUACAAUGAAAAGUCUAGAACAUAUUUUGUGUGCAUCUCCUUGGUCAUUAUCUCGCUUGUGAUGGAGGUCAUGCAGGGGAUGGGUGUCAUCAUCAUGAAGAGCUAUCCAAAGAUUGUACCAAGGAUGGGCAUAGCCAUAUCAAUCCUUGUUGCUGUCAUAACGGUCGUCAACGUACUGCUAGCAGCUUUACUUCAAGUAUAAACCAAAGAAAUGAAUACAGUCGGUUCUUUCAUAUCACAACGUGCUAUCAAUAUGUACCAAGGAAAUAGUGAGUUCGCUCUCGAAAGAUAUGGUAUAUGAUGGGUGUUGAAAAUGAUGAAUAAAAAUGAUGUAUAAAAAAAACGUU
Anopheles merus is the source of this 781-nucleotide messenger RNA. Its product is annotated as ninjurin-1-like. NCBI's taxonomy places the organism in Eukaryota, Metazoa, Arthropoda, Insecta, Diptera, Culicidae. Bases 115 to 636 code for a protein of 173 amino acids. Gene Ontology annotation, biological process: tissue regeneration; cell adhesion. Gene Ontology annotation, cellular component: membrane. The transcript has 3 exons. The record is from RefSeq and is a predicted model, not a curated record.